Messenger RNA from Elaeis guineensis (African oil palm), 1501 nucleotides. RefSeq lists its product as uncharacterized. The record is from RefSeq and is a predicted model, not a curated record. Lineage: Eukaryota; Viridiplantae; Streptophyta; Magnoliopsida; Arecales; Arecaceae.
AUGUGUUCUAUGGAUGGCCCCUUUCCUCUCAGGGGUGGCUAUAGCUCCGAAGCCUGGUCUUAUAUCACAGCUUUAGAUACCCACAUCAAAGACCCUAAAAUUAGGCUUCGUGUAGAGCAGCAUGGUGAUCUAGAAUCAUUGGAAUUCUGGCUCGGUUUGCCCGAAGGUUCCAAGGCUCUAGCCUUCAACCUUCAUAACACCAAAUGUCCAAUGAGCGAGACCAUCGUGAUCUGCCACAGCGAGCCGGGUGCUUGGUACCCACCACUGUUCGACACAUUCCCCUGCCCGCCCACGGGCUACGAGGAACCGGUGUUUGUCGUCGGCCGGACCAUGUUCGAGACCGACCGGGUGAGUCCCGGGCAUGUCAGGCGCUGUAAUCGUAUGGAUGCCGUCUGGGUGCCUACCGAAUUCCACGUAUCCACAUUUGUCCAAAGUGGUGUCGAUCCUGCCAAGGUUGUCAAGAUGAUCCAGCCGGUCGACGUCGAGUUCUUCGACCCAUCGAAGCAUGAGGCGUUGGUUCUCCCUACCGGAGCGCCGGUGUUCGGCUCGCAUGCAGCGAGCAUGAAUUCGAAUUCUGGUGGUAAGGAGAAAGAGUUUGUUUUCCUGAGCAUCUUUAAGUGGGAGCAGAGAAAAGGAUGGGAUGUGCUGCUGAAAGCUUAUAUGGAGGAAUUCUCCAAGUCGGAUGGGGUUGCCUUGUAUCUACUGAUUAGUGCCUACCAUUCUGGCAGAGAUUUCGGCAGCAGGAUUGUCGAGUUCGUGAAGGGGAGUGGUGUAAAGGAGCCGGGUGAUGGAUGGGCUGCGGUUCAUGUUAUUGAUUUCCAUGUACCGCAGGCUGAUCUGCCGAGGUUAUACAAGGCGGCUGAUGCGUUUGUUCUUCCGUCGAGAGGCGAAGGUUGGGGGAGGCCCAUCGUGGAGGCCAUGGCGAUGGCGUUGCCGGUGAUUGCCACGAAUUGGUCUGGCCCGACGGAGUACUUGACGGAGGAGAAUGGGUAUCCUUUGCCUGUGGAUCGGAUGAGCGGGGUGAGGGAAGGGCCAUUCGAGGGUCACCUCUGGGCCGAGCCCUCGGUCGAACAGUUGAGGGUUUUGAUGAGGCGCGUCGCGAGCAAUCCCGGAGAGGGCAGGAGGAAAGGGAGGAGGGCCAGGCAAGACAUGAUGGAGAGAUUCUCACCGAAGAUUGUCGCAAGACUCGUCGCAGAUCAGGUUCUGAAGAUAUGGAGGAAUCAUAGUCGAAUACGGGAAAGCGACCUGAAACAUUAAGCCUUCGUCUGGUCACAUUAAUUUAUUUACUCUGGGGAUCAAUUUAUGUUGAAAGUUGCUAGACGCAUUUAUGGUUAGUCUGGUUGCUUCCAAAUCAAUGGGAACGUUGAGUGUUUUCUACGUCCCAUGCUGUUUGUUGGGUCCGAGUGAGAUGCGUUUUGUUGUUUUCUUUCUUUUCUGGAGAAGGUUGUUUUAACCUGUUGCAUGCUAGCUUCUGUGAAAUUAUGAAUUGUCUCAAAAAUAA